This is a messenger RNA of Bombyx mandarina (wild silkworm), 860 nucleotides long. Its product is annotated as fatty acid synthase-like. Gene Ontology annotation, biological process: fatty acid biosynthetic process. The record is from RefSeq and is a predicted model, not a curated record. Lineage: Eukaryota; Metazoa; Arthropoda; Insecta; Lepidoptera; Bombycidae. Gene Ontology annotation, molecular function: fatty acid synthase activity; oxidoreductase activity.
UCGCCGCCAUUCAGAUCGGUUUGACAGAUGUCAUCUAUGCACUUGGUUUGGUUCCUGAUAAUAUCAUAGGACACAGUGUGGGCGAGCUCGGCUGCGCAUAUGCAGAUGGUUGUCUGACAGCAGAGGAAAUGAUUUUAGCAGCGUAUUCUCGUGGUCAAGCAUCCAUUGAGACUAAACUCAUCAAGGGUUCUAUGGCGGCCAUCGGGAUGGGAUACAAACAAAUCUUACCUCUGUGUCCUCCAGAAGUAGACGUGGCGUGUCACAACGGCCCGGAUUCUAGCACUAUAUCUGGCCCAGCGGAUGUGACUGCUCAAUUCGUAGCGGAACUGUCAGCCAAAGGAAUAUUUGCUAAAACAGUUCCUUCUGCGAAUAUCGCAUAUCAUUCUCGUUACAUAGCUGCUGCUGGCUCAAACCUCUUACAAAUGCUGAAGAAGGUCAUAAAAAAUCCACGUCUUCGUAGUGAACGUUGGGUUUCCACGUCUGUUCCUCAAGAGGAUUGGAAUAAUGCAGCAGCCAAAUACUGUUCCCCUGAAUACCAAACUAAUAAUUUGUUGAAUCCAGUUCUAUUCGAGGAAACAUCUCGAAUGAUUCCAAAUAACGCCAUUCUCAUAGAAAUAGCUCCACGUGGACUGCUACAGGCCAUUCUGAAACGUUCAGUAUCACCAGAUUGCUUUAAUAUAUCAUUAACUAAAAAAGGAGAUGGUAACGUCAUACAUUUACUUCAAACCAUUGGGAAGUUAUACAUUGAAGGAUGCACACCAGACAUCAAGGCUUUGUACCCAAAAGUAGAGUUACCAGUUACAGCAGGGACUCCCAUGCUAUCACAAUUAGUUGAAUGGAUGCAUCUACAGGAAUGGUAG